ACUGACCAGCAGAGACAGGAAGUUGCUGGGAAGAUUUAUCAACAUAAUAUGAAAAACUCAUUUAAGGUCCUAUGUUAAAGGUAAUCACCCAUCUGACACUAAUUCUAAAGAGGCUAUGUAAUGAUCAAAAAAAAUCAAUUGAGAAAUAUCAACGUAUUUGAUUUUCAUGGACGUCAACGAUACAAAAGAAUCGCUAUCAAGCGAGAUCCAUUUGACAAACAAAAGUUCUGAUGACGAAUAUCAUUGCAAUCAACAUGCCUUAACGGGAGAGUUGGGACUUAUUGUCCAAGCAUUAUUGGCGUUCAUUGCUUUUUCAGCAUUAAUAAUUAAAAGAUUCUGUGAGCCGAAGGAACAUCGAAGAUCAUGGUUAAUAUGGUUUUUUGAUACAUCCAAGCAAGGGAUCGGUGCUGCUGUGAUUCAUUUUGCCAAUGUUUUUCUGGCUUCCAUGUUCAAAGGUGAUCCUUGCACAUGGUAUUUUAUUAGUUUUCUCUUAGAUUCUUCCAUUGGUCUGCUAAUCAUAUGGAUCGGCUUAAAGAUAUCAAAUUAUUGGGCUACUUGGAAAGGUUAUGACUUAUUACAUUUUGGUGAAUAUGGUACACCUCCAAAGAUACAAGCUUGGAUAGGUCAAUCCGGCUUAUACAUACUUGUAAUGUUAGUAGAGAAAUUUCUCGUAACACUACUUGUCCUACCUCACUUUUGGAAAAAAGUUAGAGAAGUUCUGACGUCACCUAUUUCAAAUCCCAAAUUGGAAUUAGUGAUAGUCAUGUUCAUAGUUCCAUUUAUCGUCAACGCAUUUGUGUUUUGGGUGGUAGACAAUUUUCUAAAACGCCAUAUCAAAUUAUCUAAUUCCAUUCCUUCCACACCAACUUCAAGAUAUGUUCGAGCUAAACAGAAAGAUGAUUCCGAUUCCGAAAUAUUGCUCACUGCGGAAGAGGAGGAAGAUAUUAUUAUCGAAGGUAGAAACGAAUCUUAUAGGUUAUUGAAUUCAACUAGAUCUUGACUGUGAUAUUUAUUACUCCGGCGUGGCUUCUAUUGUUCUGCAUUUUAUAGGAUAAUUUAGAAUCUUAUUUUAUUUUAUCUUCUUCGGUUGCUGUUUACGCACUUGAAUCUAACUAUUGUCAAAUAAUAGAUGAUAUACUGACAACCGAAAGUAUAUAAGUAAUGAAAUCUUAAAGAUAAAGCAUCUCAAUAAAACUGAAGAAAAUCUUUCUUCUUCAAGACUCUCAGGAGUGUUUUAUGUCAUUUAUUCAAUAUUUUUAAUCGAUUUAUUAAAGAAGAACAUAAAAGUGAAUCUUUACUUAUUAAACAUUAUGUAUAUACCUUUUAUCUAAGUACAUAAUAACAAUAAAAUUGUAAAUUCGUAUAAAAAUAUGUUAUCAG
This is a messenger RNA of Dimorphilus gyrociliatus, 1380 nucleotides long. Lineage: Eukaryota; Metazoa; Annelida; Polychaeta; Dinophilidae. The record is from the annotation of a GenBank genome assembly.